Mangifera indica (mango) is the source of this 1694-nucleotide messenger RNA. Its product is annotated as UDP-glycosyltransferase 88A1-like. Gene Ontology annotation, molecular function: UDP-glycosyltransferase activity. The record is from RefSeq and is a predicted model, not a curated record. Bases 95 to 1540 code for a protein of 481 amino acids. The transcript is spliced from 2 exons. Lineage: Eukaryota; Viridiplantae; Streptophyta; Magnoliopsida; Sapindales; Anacardiaceae.
GAUACCGUUUGCAGUUGGCGAACGAAGACACGAUCAGACUUAAAAGAGCGACAAAUUUGAUCUCUUGUGCAGAGCCCAUACAACGGCAAGUCCCAUGGAGGCCAUAGUUAUGUACCCAUCACCAGCAAUUGGUCACCUGAUCUCCAUGGUUGAGUUAGCUAAGCUCAUCCUCAACCAUCGGCCGUCUCUUUCCAUUCACAUCAUCAUAUUUGAGCCACCGUACGACGCCGGCUCCACCGCUACUUAUAUUAACAAAGUUUCUGCUACAAUUCCUUCCAUAAUCUUCCACCGUCUCCCCACCAUCACCCUCCCGCAAUCACUCAUCUCCUCUGCUAAAAUCCCUGAAACACUCACCUUUGAAGUCUUACUCCUUAAUAACCCUAAUCUUGAACAAGCCCUUCUUUCCAUCUCCAACAAUUUCAACAUCUUUGCAUUUAUCCCUGAUUUCUUCUGCUACGCUGCUUUAUCUGUCACUGCUAAACUCAAUAUCCCUACUUAUGAAUUCUUCACAUCUGGUGCUGGCUGUCUCUCUCUUAUGCUUUGCUUUCCCUCGAUGCACAAAAACACAACAAAAAAUUUCAAAGAUAUGGAUGCCCUUCUUCAUAUUCCCGGCAUCCCACCGAUACCGGCCAAAGACGUGCCAACACCAAUGCUUGAACGUGAUGAUAAGAUCUAUCAGUUCCUUUUAGAUGCCUCAACUCUGUUGCCAAAGUCAGCUGGAAUUAUAGCCAACACUUUCGGGUCUCUUGAGCCAAGAGCUGUUAAAACACUGACAGACGAGCUAGGUGCUCCGGAUGGCCCCCUUCCUCCGUGUCCACCUCUCUACUGCAUCGGGCCACUGAUUGUAUCAGAUAAUCGUGUAGUUUCAGAUGCAAGCCAUGGUGGCGGCGACGGCGUUGGUGUUAGUUAUAGUAAGCCGGAGUGUUUGACGUGGCUCGACAGACAGCCGAGCCAAAGUAUUGUUUUUUUGUGCUUUGGAAGCUUAGGCCGGUUCUCUGUAGAACAGCUGAAGGAAAUCGCUGUGGGGUUGGAGAGAAGUGGCGAAAGGUUUUUAUGGGUGGUGAAGAAUCCACCUCACUUUGACGAGGCCGAUUUCAAUUCGAUUUUCCCAGCUGGGUUCUUGGAUCGAACCAAGGAAAGAGGAUUCAUCGUCAAGUCCUGGGCUCCGCAAGUGGAGAUUUUGAAUCAUGAAUCGGUGGGUGGAUUCGUGACUCACUGCGGGUGGAACUCGGUGCUUGAAGCGGUUUGUGCUGGUGUUCCGAUGGUGGCAUGGCCUCUCUACGCUGAGCAAAGAUGCAACAGGAUAUUGCUGGUAGAAGAAAUCAAAAUCGCUUUACCGAUGAUGGAGUCGACUGAAAACGGGUUUGUCAGUUCAAGUGAAGUGGAGAAGCGAGUUAGAGAGUUGAUGAACUCGAAGAAAGGUAACUCAGUUAGGAAAAAGACCGAGGCCAUGAAAGAUGAAGCAAAAGCAGCACAGAAUGAUGGCGGGUCCUCGUGUGUAGCCUUAAUCAAAUUGUUUGAGUCAUGGAAGCCAAAAUAAUGAGUUCGUUAUGGCUUGCUACAUAACUCAUUCUGUAUUGGUGUUUGGAGUUCUAUGGCUUCGGAAUUUUAAUUUUUUAAUAUACAAUAAAAAAGACAUUUAUGAUUUUGAAUUAAAAAAAAAACAUGUGACAACGUAUUAUUUAUUUAUUUAA